Molecule: messenger RNA, 1584 nt
Organism: Miscanthus lutarioriparius
Lineage: Eukaryota; Viridiplantae; Streptophyta; Magnoliopsida; Poales; Poaceae
Source: the annotation of a GenBank genome assembly
AUGGUCAAGAAGGUGGCUCCAGACAUAGCUACCUACACCAUCCUCAUCAGUUGCUGUUGCGGUGCGGGCUGCUUGAACCUCGGCUUCGCUGCAUUGGGCCAAAUCUUUAAGACGGGGCUGAGGGCAGAUGCCGGCAUCUUCACGCCCCUGCUCAGGACCCUCUGUGCUGAGAAGAGGACGAGUGAUGCGGUGAAUAUUGUGGUCAGGCGGAUGCCUGAGCUCGGCUGCACCCCCGAUGUCUUCUCCCACACCACACUUCUCAAAGGGCUAUGUGAUGAGAAGAAAUGUGAAGAGGCUGUCGAGCUGAUCCACAUGAUGGCUGAGGAUGACAACUGCCCACCUAAUGCAGUGUCCUAUACCACUGUAAUCGGUGGCUUCUUUAAAGAGGGUGAGAUACGGAAAGCUUACACCCUGUUUCGUGAAAUGCUCGAUCAUGGGAUCCCUCCAGAUGUUGUGACCUGCAAUUCAAUCAUUGAUGGCCUAUGCAAGGUUAAAGCAAUGGACAAGGCUGAGGAGGUCCUUCGGCAGAUGAUUGACGAACAUAUUAUGCCUAAUUGUACUACAUAUAACAGUCUGAUCCACGGAUACCUCUCUCUUGGACAGUGGAAAGAGGCAGUUAGAAUUCUCAAAGAAAUGUUCAGAGAUGGGCAACGACUUGAUGUUGUUACUUACAAUACGCUGAUAGACUGUCUCUGUAAAUCUGGAUUGCGCGCAGAAGCUAGAGAAAUAUUUAAUUCUAUGAUUCAGAGUGGCGAAAACCCCAAUGUCGCCACCUAUAGAAGUCUGCUUCAUGGGUAUGCUACCAAAGGAGAUCUUGUUGAAAUGAAUAAUCUUUUAGAUUUGAUGGUACAAAAUGGAAUGCAACCUGAUCAUCAUACCUUCAACAUACAGAUCCAUGCAUACUGUAAAUGCGGAAGGUUAGAUGAGGCAAUGCUUACUUUUAACAAAAUGCGGCAGCAAGGAUUGACACCAAACAUAGUCAGCUAUGGGACGAUAAUAGAUGGUCUUUGCAGGAUAGGCCGGCUGGACAAUGCAAUAGCACAUUUCUGCCAGAUGACUGAUCAUGGAUUGUCUCCCAACAUCAUAAUAUAUAGUACUCUAAUUCAUGGUUUUUCUAUGCACGGCAAAUGGGAGAAGGCUGAGGAACUAUUUUAUGAGAUGAUGGAUAGAGGCAUUCGUCCAACUGUCGUUGUCUUCACUGCAAUGAUAGACAAGCUAUUCAAAGAAGGAAAGGAUACGGAGGCCCAAAAACUCUUUGAUUUGAUGCCAAUUGCCAGUGUAAAACCUAAUGUGGUUUCCUACACUACAAUGAUUCAUGGAUAUUUCUUGGCCGGUAAACUGGACGAAGUGCUGAAGCUCCUUGAUGAUAUGCUCUCGGUUGGCUUGAAACCUGAUGCUGUUACCUUUAAUACUUUACUUGAUGGCAUGCUUUCUAUGGGCUUGAAACCCAAUGUUGCUACCUGUAACACUUUGAUUGAUAGCUACUGUGAAGAUGGUAGGAUAGAGGAUGUAUUGACUCUUUUCAGAGAAAUGUUGAGCAAGGCAGCUAAGACUGACACUGUCACGGAAAAUAUAAUUUCCUGA